Messenger RNA from Saccostrea cuccullata (small rock oyster), 2367 nucleotides. RefSeq names its product peroxisomal acyl-coenzyme A oxidase 1-like. The record is from RefSeq and is a predicted model, not a curated record. Gene Ontology annotation, biological process: lipid homeostasis; fatty acid beta-oxidation using acyl-CoA oxidase. Lineage: Eukaryota; Metazoa; Mollusca; Bivalvia; Ostreida; Ostreidae. Gene Ontology annotation, cellular component: peroxisome. Bases 10 to 2019 code for a protein of 669 amino acids. The transcript is spliced from 14 exons. Gene Ontology annotation, molecular function: fatty acid binding; acyl-CoA oxidase activity; FAD binding.
UCUCCAAAGAUGGCGACCAUGGAAGGAGUAAAUUCGGAUCUUGCAAAAGAAAGAAAAAAUGCUUCUUUUGACGUUGAACAACUUACAAAUUUUAUAUAUAGAGGUCCUGAGAAGGUGAAAAGAAGAAGAUAUUUACAUAACUUGGCCAUAAAAGAUCCUGAGUUUAAAAAAGCUAAGCCCUGGGCAUUCCAGACUAGAGAGGAACAGUAUGAGAUUGCCUUGUGCAAAUUUCUUUACAUCAAUAAAAAAAUGAAAGAGCAUGGAAUUACAGAGCCGGCUGAUAGAUUCUACUAUCAAGAAGCUGUGGCCUCACAUGAAAACAGUCCAAUUGGUCUUCACACAGUGAUGUUUAUUCCCACCAUAGAAAAACAGGCAACGAAAGAACAGCGAGAAAGAUGGCUGCCACUAGCAGAAAGCCUAAAAAUGAUCGGAACGUAUGCUCAAACAGAAAUGGGCCAUGGGACAUUCAUAAGAGGGUUAGAGACAACCUCAACAUAUGAUCCAAAGACCAAGGAAUUUGUCCUCAACUCGCCCACUAUAACCUCAAUGAAAUACUGGCCAGGAAAUUUGGGAAAGACCACAAACCAUUGCCUUGUUAUGGCACAGCUCUACACUCAAGGAAAAAACUGUGGAAUACACAUGUUCAUGGUGCAGAUACGGGACCUGGAAACACAUAUGCCUUUGCCAGGUAUAGAAGUUGGUGACAUUGGUCCAAAGUUUGGAUAUGGUACGAAUGACAAUGGAUACUUAAGACUGAACAGUGUUAGAAUACCCAGAGAAAACAUGCUCAUGAGAUACUCCAAGGUACUAGAGGAUGGGACUUUUGUAAAACCCCCGAAUGCUAAGAUUGCCUAUGGAUCCAUGGUGCUGGUGAGAGCGGCCAUUGUUACUGAUGCCUCACGUGCCCUGGGCCAGGCCUGUGUGAUCUCCAUUAGAUACAGCGCUGUCAGACGACAAACAGAGGUCUCCCCAGGAGGUGAAGAAGCACAGAUUUUAGACUAUCAAACUCAGCAGUACAAGUUAUUCCCCUUACUUGCCACUUCUUACGCUAUGUAUUUUGCUGGGAGGUUUAUGUAUGAUUUCUAUCUGAAAGCUACAGCAGAAAUUGAAGCUGGAAACUUAGAGUCCAUGCCUCAGCUCCACGCCAUUUCGGCGGGACUGAAGGCCUUCAGCUCCUGGACGUGUUCGGCGGGGGUGGAGACAUGUCGUCUGUGUUGUGGGGGGCAUGGCUACUCCCACGCCAGCGGUCUGCCUAAGAUUUAUAUAGACUGUGUUCCUGGCUGUACUUAUGAAGGGGAAAACAAUGUCAUGAUGCUCCAAGUGGCCAGGUUUUUGAUGAAGAUGUAUGGGAAAAUGCAAAAUGGAGAAUCACUGCCAAGUUUUAUGCAGUAUUUAGGCACUGACCUCAAUAAGAGGUCAUGCAUGACUGAGGAAGUGGCCCUGAAAUGUUUAGUAUUGGCUUAUGAAAACAGAGCAGCAAGAACAGUAAGAGAUGCAGCUGUCAACAUGCAGAACUUGGUACAGUCUGGGAAAUCUCCAGUGGAGGCCUGGAAUGGAUCUACAGUAAUGCUGACAUGGGCAGCUACAGCCCAUUGCCAUGCCUUUGUUGUGAAACAUUUUGUUGAGACGAUAACUGAUUCCAAGAUGGAUGCCAAAGUGAGGCCAGCUCUGACUGGUUUGUGUAAGCUGUAUGCCGUUCAUGGAAUUGUGGAGAACCUGGGUGGAUUUAUUCAGGAUGGAUUCUUUGAUUCCAAUCAAGUAAGCUUCCUGCAGAAGAAGUUGAUGGCAUUGCUGGCUGAGAUCAGACCCAAUGCUGUAGCGUUUGUGGAUGCAUUCGAUUAUCCAGACGAGGUGCUCCAGAGCUGUUUGGGACGAUAUGAUGGUCAGGUCUAUCAGGCUCUGUAUGACUAUGCCAAAAGCUCUCCACUCAAUGAAAAGGAGGUUCUUGAUUCCUACCACAAAUACAUCAAACCUGCUCAACAAGGAAAUGGAGCCAUUUAUCAAGUUUCUAAGUUAUAAGAUUCUGUUAUAUUCUAAUACUUAUAAAACUGAACAUUUGGAUCAGUUACAUUCCAUACAUCUGUUUACUGAUGUGUUUUAUUGAGUUUCAUGUAAAAUGAAUACAUGUGAAAUGAGUACAAAAUUCUUUAUGGAGUUUUUUUUUAUCAGUUAGACUGUGAUUAAAAAUCAAUAUUUGUGUCAAUAUGAACAGGUGCAAUAGUUAAUGUUUUGAAAUGUGCUUGUUGUAAUCUGAAUUUUAUGCAGAUGAAUAUGAUUUGAUAUAGUCUUACAUGUACAUUAUGGAGUUAUAUUCAGAUUUAUUUCGAAUUAUCAUAUUUAAUUAUUCUCAUGAUCAUAUUUAAUUAU